This is a messenger RNA of Branchiostoma belcheri (Belcher's lancelet), 861 nucleotides long. Its product is annotated as NADH dehydrogenase [ubiquinone] 1 beta subcomplex subunit 7-like. The record is from RefSeq and is a predicted model, not a curated record. The transcript has 3 exons. The coding region runs from base 107 to 490 and encodes 127 amino acids. Lineage: Eukaryota; Metazoa; Chordata; Leptocardii; Amphioxiformes; Branchiostomatidae. Gene Ontology annotation, cellular component: mitochondrion.
GCAUGACGGGAAGGAAAAAAGGUCACUUUUUGUGGGCGCCAUGUUGGAGACCUUGUAGGAGGAGUUGUUAUUUUUCCACCGAAAUAAAACACAACUUUCCGCCGACAUGGGGGCCGUGAUGACCCACAAUUACAAGGCCUACUGGUCAGAGGCGGACUACACUCCGAAUCCUGAGAACAUGCCGUCUUUUGACCCCAAUUUCGGCUUCCAGGAGCCGAGAGAAGAACGAGUGAUGGUAGCUACACAGAAGGAAAUGGCGGACGCGAGGGUACCGAUGAAACUACGGGACUACUGCGCCCACAAGUACAUGGCCUGGAUGAUGUGUCGACGUGACCACAUGCCCAACAUUUGGGCCUGCAAACACGAGAGGCACGAGUGGGACCAGUGUGAAUUUGACGAUUGGGUACAUCGCAUGAAGGAGUGGGAAAGGGAACGUCGGCUACUGAAGCGGAAGCAACUGAAGAAAAGACUGGAAGCAGAGGAAGAAUGAUGAAGACAUCUGCUCUAUUCAGACAUCUCUCUCCCCAUUCUUUAUGAUACAUCAUUCAAUACAGAAGAUUCUUUAUUUGCUAUGUGUAACACAUCAUUCUCCAUACACAACAAUUGCAUCUAGGAAGUCUUGUCCAAUAUUUUAUCAAAUGAUUUAGACAUGUUAGAUACAUACCCAUUCCCUCUCAAAAGAAAAAUUAAAUCUUCAUGGAACAACAAUUCUUUUUGUUUACUGAGUAUGACACAUUGAACUGUAGUUCUGAAGUAGCUGUGUGCCUCAGUUGUUGAUAUGCAGGUAAAGUGACAUUGGUUUUGAUCGCUCAUUUACCUGUUCAUGUACAGUACAAUUACAAAGUAUGGUGUGUGGAGUAA